Molecule: messenger RNA, 4990 nt
Organism: Owenia fusiformis
Lineage: Eukaryota; Metazoa; Annelida; Polychaeta; Sabellida; Oweniidae
Source: the annotation of a GenBank genome assembly
UUAUCUUAUACCUACUACAGUAAAUAUAGUUACUAAAGUAACUGAGACAAUGGUUCAAAUGUCUUAUUUGUAUAGCAGAUAAACUUAUAAUUGGUUACGUGUGUAAGAGAAACCAUAGUAGUACACUACAAUCAAAAAUUACUGCUUCAUAUUAUUCAAUGAUGCCAGGAAAAUACUGAAAAGACAGUUAAGAACAACAGAAAAAUGUGUGUGUACUAGUAUAUUAUGAGGCGCAUAUGUUGAUAAACUGUUUUAUGAAGUGACAUAAAAGUGUAAUACAAAUUCCAUAUACCAUACAGCACAUAUGUGUAUAAUAAUAAAGGAUACAUCAGGGACUAUCUGAGAUUGCUAGAAAGUUCACCAUCAAUCGUUGAAUAAAUGCAUAUACUUUAUGUGAGAACUUAUAUUAUUUAUACAUGCUAUAUAUACUGAGGCAUGCAGAAGACCAGGGAACUAAUUAAUAAUACUUAGUUCUGGAAGGCAGCUUUUGGAAUAUACCUUUACUAUGGAAAGGAUAAUGGACUAUAGUAGCAAGGUCAUAAUGAAAUGAUACAUCAUCCCAAAAGUGUGAUAACUAAUGCUGAUGGUAUGACAACUUGUGCCAAAACUAUGAUGAAUAAUGCUGAUGGUGUGAUAAAUGAUGCUGAUGGUGUGAUAACUGGUGCCAAAACUAUGAUGAAAAAUGCCGAUGGUGUGAUAAAUGAUGCUGGAUAUAUGAAAAAGGAUACUAAUGGAAUGACACAUCAUCGCAAAAGUGUGAUAAAAAUGCUGAUGGUGUGAUAGUCAAUGUUGAUGGUACCAAAAGUAUGACAAACAUUUCUGCUUCUUUGAUGAAUGAUGAUAAUACUUCUAGUAGAAAAUUAUUUACAAAUAGUUUUCAGAGAAUGGCAAAUGGCCAUAAAGGAAAACAUAUUUGUGAUAUAUGCCAUAGGAUGUGCAAAUAUAAGUCUGAACGUAUGGAACAUUAUAAAAUACAUACUGGAGAAAAGAACUUCAAAUGUGAUGUUUGUUCUAAAACAUUUUCAAGAAAGUCAACUCUUAACAUACACUAUAGAAUUCAUACUGGAGAAAAGAAUUUCAAAUGUGAUGUUUGUUCUAAAACAUUUUCAAGAAAGUCAACUCUUAACAUACACUAUAGAAUUCAUACUGGAGAAAAGAAUUUCAAAUGUGAUGUUUGUUCUAAAACAUUUUCAAGAAAGUCAACUCUUAACAUACACUAUAGAAUUCAUACUGGAGAAAAGAAUUUCAAAUGUGAUGUUUGUUCCAAAACAUUUACAAGAAAGUCACAUCUUACCUCACACUAUAGAAUUCAUACUGGAGAAAAGAACUUCAAAUGUGAUGUUUGUUCCAAAACAUUUUUAAGAAAGUCAAAUCUUAAUAUUCAUUAUAGAAUUCAUACUGAAGAAAAGAAUUUCAAAUGUGAUGUUUGUUCCAAAACAUUUGCACAAAAGUCAACUCUUAACAUACACUAUAGAAUUCAUACUGGAGAAAAGAAUUUCAAAUGUGAUGUUUGUUCCAAAACAUUUGCACAUGCAUCAACUCUAUACUCACAUUAUAGAAUUCAUACUGGAGAAAAGAACUUCAAAUGUGAUGUUUGUUCCAAAACAUUUUUAAGAAAAUCAAAUCUUAAUAUUCAUUAUAGAAUUCAUACUGAAGAAAAGAAUUUCAAAUGUGAUGUUUGUUCCAAAACAUUUGCACAAAAGUCAACUCUUAACAUACAUUAUAGAAUUCAUACUGGAGAAAAGAAUUACAAAUGUGAUGUUUGUUCCAAAACAUUUGCACAUGCGUCAACUCUAUACUCACAUUAUAGAAUUCAUACUGGAGAAAAGAAUUUCAAAUGUGAUGUUUGUUCCAGAACAUUUUCAAUAAAGUCAUAUCUUAAUAAACAUUAUAGAAUUCAUACUGGAGAAAAGAAUUUCAAAUGUGAUGUUUGUUCCAAAACAUUUGCACAAAAGUCAACUCUUAAGGGUCACUACAGAAUUCAUACUGGAGAAAAGAAUUUCAAAUGUGAUGUUUGUUCCAAAACAUUUACAAGAAAGUCACAUCUUAACUCACACUAUAGAAUUCAUACUGGAGAAAAGAACUUCAAAUGUGAUGUUUGUUCCAAAACAUUUUUAAGACAGUCAACUCUUAAUAAUCAUUAUAGAAUUCAUACUGGAGAAAAGAAUUUCAAAUGUGAUGUUUGUUCCAAAACAUUUGCACAAAAGUCAACUCUUAAGGGUCACUACAGAAUUCAUACUGGAGAAAAGAAUUUCAAAUGUGAUGUUUGUUCCAAAACAUUUACAAGAAAGAGUAAUCUUAAUGCUCAUCUUAGUAUUCAUACUGGAGAAAAGAAUUUCAAAUGUGAUGUUUGUUCCAAAACAUUUACAAGAAAGUCACGACUUGACGUACACUAUAGAAUUCACACCAAAGAAGAAACACACUAAAUGUGACAUAAAUGUUGCAUAUAGAUGUCACCACUGGGUGAAAUACAUAAAAAAAAACACAUCAACAAUGAAAUAUAAUUUUUUACAUAUGAUUAAGUUUAGAUUGAGAUUAAUUUGUUUGAGAAAACCAUGUGGCUAAUGCAAAAUCACAAAAACAAUGUUUUCUUUCCAAUGUAGGAAGGUUUUAUUUGAACAUAUAAAAUUAUUGUUUAUGGAAAUACCGCACUCUGAAGAUUGUGUCUAUACUGUUUCAGUUUUUGCUAUAAAUCCAAUUAAUAAUUGCAAUUUCAUUACUUUUAUUUUGUAUUUUACAUGUAAAUAAAUUUUUCAACCAGUAUGUUGGCCAGUUGGUAAAAUGAUGGCAAUCUUUCAACUGUCAAAUGUAGUGAUGUAAUUUCAUUAAAACUGUAUGUGUACAUUAAUGUACAUGUACAUUAAAGCAUGUAAAAAAAUAUCUUUACAAUUUUUCGAUGUGUCAAUUUCACCCUGGAAUAGCCUGACAACGUUAAAGUCAGAUACCAUUUUCACAAAUGUCGGAAAUAACCGUUGCUAGAAUUUUGAUGACAAGAUUUAUUGAAAAAUUCAAAAUGGCUGCCAACUAAUGUACCCAGCAUGCCCUAGUGCAUAUUUGCACUAGUCUGCUCUUGCAUCUGUAAAAAAUUCAAAUUGAACAGGUAAUCAGUUUUCCUGGAUACUGAUGAUAAGAUUUGACUUAAUUUUGAAGAGCUAAUGGUGAAAAUCAAGAUUAUUUGCAUCUAAUCUAUUAUGAAUAGUACUUUAUGUAUAAUUAUCCGACAUCCAAGUUUGAAGUGCUUCCUUAUAUCUGGGUAUAAUGUACCUCAGAAGAUAAGAAAUGUUAUCUUAUUCAUCUGAUAGACAACAGACAGACGACAGUUAUGAAACAAUAAUAUUUCACAUAAUCAGCUGAUUGCAGGGGUUUCAUUAUCAGCAGGCCAUAGGCGAUUUUCACCAGUUGUUUUCACAAAAUUGCCUGUUGUUUUUAGGGACUUUUCAAUGUUAAAUUUAUGAUUUGGAUUUUUGCCUGUUGUUUUCAUUUAUUAAGCCUGUUGUGAGAAAUUCUAGUGAAACCCCUGUAGUUCAAUGAUUUAUUUAAGGAUUUAAGCACUGGCCUCAGUGCAUUGGACUCAAGUUGGCCAAGCAUCAAUUUCAAUAAAAGUGAUACUUGGCUACAUCAGAAAAAUUGGUAUCUGGGGUGAAAGUUGUCAUAUUGUGGAUUUUGACCCUAAAUUGGAAAAUUAAUGGGAUUAAUAUCAUUAAAUCUAUCACAGCCGAUCUUCAAUCAUCAUAAUAAUUUUAUUAAUUAAGAGAUCAUCCUUAGGUAGUAUGAAGAGUUUUAUUAGUCUGCUGUUCAUGGUUGUCAUGGAAACCACAAUUAAGGUUGAAAAAAUCUAUAUUUUUGGAAAAGUAUAUCUGUAUGUAUUAUAGAUCGCAUGUUUAUUGUUUUUCAAAUCAACAGAUAUCACAACAUUUUAGCACUUUCAAAAUCAUCAGGACAGUUCAAAUUGAAAUUGAUGCUUGGCCAACUUAAGUCCAUAUGUUUGAAUACAAAGGAUAGUGCAGCUAACAUGAUUGAUAGUAAUAUACAGUAUAAACAUGUACUCUUCAAUCAUAUUGUCUAUCAAUACUAAACAAGCUGGUUAAUCAAACAAAUUAUUUAUAAAAUGAGAUCAAUAAGCUGUGAAGAAUGAAAUUAAAUAAGUGUACAUUAUUAACUCCAACAUUUUAGUGCAAAUACACAUCUAAGUAUUGCUGAAAAAUUACCUCUGCAAUUCAAUAAAUUGCUGAAAAAUUACCUUUGGAAUUCAAUAAAUUGCUGAAAAAUUACCUCUGCAAUUCAAUAAAUUGCAGAAAAAUCACCUGUAAUUAAGCAAAGAUACUAAAUUGCUGAUAAACUAACCUGUAGUUCAAAUUCAAGAUGUGUAGAGUCAACUAAACCUUCUCUUGUCUCCCUUACUCUCACCACCUAAAAUCAUAACCUCAAUGAUGUCAGGUAUGCGUCAUGAUGUCAAACAAUGGUGUCACAUAAAAGACAAAAUGAUAAAUUAUGAUUUAUUUUGAAUAAAAUUUAAAGACAAGUUUAUUGCUUAAAUUUAAUGCACAUUUUUUGAUUACAGUAAAACCUGUCUUAGUGAACAUCUCUCUCUCUCUCUAGUGAACCCCUGUUUCUAGUAGACACUCUUCCUCCACACAUAUUCUACUGACUUUUGUAUAAAUUACCCUAUCUGUAGUGAACACCUACCAACAAUAAAUUUUUUUUCACGGCAAAAAUGUUCAAUACACACAGGUUUUACUGUAUUUGAAAAAAACUUUUGACUUUGUCUGGCAAUAAGUAAAAGACAUUACGAUUCAUGCAAAUACUAGAGUGUACAAAAACGUUUACCUCUGCGCCUAUUUCUUUCCAUGGUAACAGAUUUGAAUGAUGUUCAUAAGGUCCAACAAACACGGUCUGAAAACAUGUCAUUGGAAAAUUUAUAAGAACAUUUAACGGUGCUCUGUUUCUUCAAAAGAUAUCAUCUAUUUUGGAUCUACAUGUACUUCCUUUA